Aphanomyces invadans is the source of this 1851-nucleotide messenger RNA. RefSeq lists its product as hypothetical. The transcript has 6 exons. The record is from RefSeq and is a predicted model, not a curated record. NCBI's taxonomy places the organism in Eukaryota, Oomycota, Saprolegniomycetes, Saprolegniales, Verrucalvaceae. Bases 12 to 1829 code for a protein of 605 amino acids.
AAUAGAUUGCGAUGGACACGGCGGUGGCGGCGGCAGCAACCGUCCAGGUGGACCCACAGGACUUGGCCACGUGCAUUCGGGUGCUGGAAGUCUUCCAUGGCAACAUGGACGCCUUGAAAGCCGCUCCAUUCAAAGCCCUUCGACGCGCUGUCGUGCCGCUCUGCGAAGACGUCCGCAGCCGCCUCUUUCAUGGCCGAGACGUUGCGUCCUACGACUACUCGAAGAAGAAGAAGCUAGACCGUAAACGCAAAGCUCAGCAGGCGGCUGCUCUCGACAAGCAGUUUAUCAACAACACCAAGCUGCGAGCCCAGCGUCUGCAGGCUCUCGAGAGUCUCACUGCGGCGGCACCGAUGCUGGCCUUGGUACCCGACGGCGCCGUCGUCGACGACGCCCCAGACACGCCCAUAGACCACGAAGACGAGCAACCCAAGACACUGCACGGCUUUCGAUCGUGCUACGCAUGCAAGAAGCGCUUUGACACGCUGCAUCACUUUUACGACCAGUUGUGCCCCGAUUGCGCGGCACUCAACUUUGAGAAGCGCAUGCAAACGGCAGACUUGACAGGGUACAUUGCGCUGGUCACCGGUGCGCGCGUCAAGAUCGGGUUCCACACCGCCCUGAAGCUGCUUCGUGCAGGGGCCACCGUGAUUGCGACCAGUCGGUUUCCCCAAGACGCCGCCAUUCGAUAUGCCAACGAAGCCGACUACGACACGUGGAAGUCUCGCCUGCACGUGUACGGCCUGGACCUGCGCGACUUGGGUGGCGCCGAGGUCUUCAUGGACUGCAUCGAGCGCACCUUCCACAGCCUCGACAUCGUCAUCAACAACGCGACCCAGACGAUCCGUCGACCGACGCACUACUACCAGCACCUCUUGACCAACGAGCGUCGAUCGCUCGCCGACACGCCCGACAACAUCCGCGACGUCUUGAGCGGGAAUGCCUCGUUCCAGCACGCAUUGACCGCGCCGCACCAACCCUUGACGCUAACGCAUGCGUCGUCCGGUGGGGACGACGACCAUGGAGUGCUGCCACGUGAAGCCGUCGCGAUGCCCGCCGCAGCAGCGACCACGUCGGCCGAACUGUCCCAGGUUCCGCUAACAACGGACGACAAGGAUCUGUCUGCGGAAGAGCGCGCCGCGCUGUACCCCGUGGCGCAGUACGACGCCAACCACCAGCAAGUCGACCUGCGCCACACCAACUCGUGGAAGCUCAAGAUUGACCACGUUGAGUCGCCAGAGCUCGCCGAAGUGUUUGCCAUCAAUGCACUCGCGCCGUUCAUCCUGAACAAGCGCGCGAUUUUGCUCUUUGAAAAGAGUUCACGGCCGCACCACUUUAUCGUGAACGUGAGCGCGAUGGAAGGCAAGUUUUAUCGGUACAAGACACCCCACCACCCGCACACAAACAUGGCCAAGGCGGCGGCCAACAUGAUGACGCGGACGUGCGCGGACGAGCUCAAGUCGCGAAACAUCUACAUGACGUCGGUCGACACGGGCUGGAUCAACGAUGAAAACCCGCGCGCCAAGGCACAGGACAUUGCCAUGAAACACAACUUUCAGGUACGACGGCGGUCUGUGUCGACCUCUUGCAUCGUGACGAUGAUGGCAAUAGACGCCCCUCGACGAAAUCGACGCGGCGGCGCGCAUCUUGGACCCCAUCUUCAUUGGAUUCCAGGACGCCACCACCCAAGGCACGUUUCCCUCGGGCGAUUUCUUCAAAGACUACAAACGGUCCGAGUGGUAGUUGGGCACCGAAGCCCAUAUCGGCUACACCACAUCCUAACGACUAACACACGACGACAUUCGACAUUUGUGGCCACGAUGAACCUGUGAGAAAGCGAUGGCUGUGCGCGCG